AAUCAAAGUUUUUAAACUUUAUUUAUUGAAUGUUCACCUGCUAAUGUUUAAAUUUACCGCUUGGUUUCACGUCAGACGUCAAUGAUAAGGUUAGAUCAUACAGGCUUUGUUUUUUUCUUUUGAAGCGUCGUCUCUUCAAAGCGUGUUGUUCGAAUCCAAAACUAUAUAAUAAAUUGAGUUUAUUAAAGAUAAUAAAUUAAUUAUGGCUGAGAGUGAUGCAAACAGCGCGAGGCCAAACAUUAGGAUCGAAAUCCAUAAUAGUUUUGCCGAAUCCAUGGACGUGGAUCUGGAAAACUCCGCCACAAAGUUAAGCGAUGGCGAAGAAGGAGAAAUCAUCGAGGAAUCAGUGGAUUUUGACGAUAUUAUUGAUAACACCAUUACUUAUCCAUCAAGACCAAGUUCUCAACACCAAAGAAAAGCGCAAUCUUCUGGUCCCAACAAUUUUGACAAGGAUGAUCUAAAUAAACGUUUGGAGAGAGCCAAUAGAUUCCAGAUGGACAACAAAGAAGCAGUCAAACUUACAAGAGAAAACUUUGAAACCCUGCAUGAGAGUUUGGGCAUUAAUCAUGAUAAUGAAGAUGAGGUGUGUUUUGACACUUUGCAUCUUCAUGGCACUGAAAAAAUGAGCUCACAUCAUUUAUUAGAGUACUUUGACAAAUUUUCACCACUUGCAAUUGAAUGGGUAGACAAUAAUGCAUGUAAUGUCUUGUGGUCAGAUGAUGUAUCAUCAGCCAGGGCUUUAUUUCAUAUGUCCAAGCCUAUAAAAGGAUUACCAGUGGAAGCUGGUCAUGUACCUGAAAUAGGAAAAAGUAUUCUAUUAAAAAAUAAUAAUGGAGAUGCUGAAGAAGAUGAUGAAAAUGGAGAAGGAGUCUCCAUAUCUGAUAUUAACAUACCUAUUCCGCCUGGUUAUUGGCGUUUGGGUGCGCCACACCAGAAAUCAACAUGUAUCUUAAUCAGGUUUGCACUUAUCUCAGACCGAAGAGUUUUAAAUUCAGAAAGAGGUGGUGGGAUCAUUUCCGAGUCGAAGAAAGCUGAAUUUCGAGGAAUAUUUGAACGUAAUCGCGACAUUCCCACGAAAAAUCCGUGGGGUGAUCUUGCACGAUCGUGGAACAGAGAUAAGAAAACAGAAGAUGUAGCGGAGCCUGUCGUCCAGCCAGCACCACAAUUGAAGCACAGAUUAGGUUUCAAACGAAGCCAAGAGACUGCUUUUGAGAAGGAUAAGGAUGCAGAGGAAAUUAAACCUGUGGAAAAACCCAAAAUACCUCGUAUGCGUAUGUAUGCCGAUGAGGAAGAAGCAAAAAUCAAGCGAAAAAAGGCUUUGGAUGCCAUUAAACGCGCUGCAAAUCCGCCGAAAACCGAAGUAGAACCACGCACGAAUGAUUUACGUUCAAUGAUUCGUGGAAAAGCUGGGCAACCACGUGAAAUCCUUCAUAACUUCGAAGCAAAUGAUGAUGUUGACGAUAUUUUUGAUCAUCGAGACCCCGAAAGUGAAUUGCCUCAAAGGUCUGAAGUCGAUUUAUCUUGUAGAUUAACUAGUUCAAGAUUAAAGUUUACAAAUCCUGCUCCGUUAACGAUUCAAAAGCGUAAUGAUACCACGGACGUUCGACAACGCCUUGAUAACAAGAAAACGAAACAACAUCGUUUCAGAGAUGAGUUACUUAAGAACAGGCGUCAUAAGUCACCAACGCCACCACCGAGAGAAUCACGUAAUAGAAAUUAUGAUAAACGUUCGAGGCACAUGGACGUGGAAAAUGAGCAGUCUUAUUCUGAGGAAGAUGAAGACAUGAAAACCAACAGUAAAGUAACCGUAGUUAUUAAAAAACCGAAACAACCCACGGUGGCUUCCACUGUUUGGUCAAGAGUAAACACUGCUGCAAGAGGCAAUCCUUCAGUGAAGGAUAGAUUACAAAUGCCAGCUGCAGGUUCACGUGGCAGAAAAACACGAGAUUCUCGCACGUCAAGUGAAGAUGAUAGUGGCGACAGUAGCGGUGAUGCUUCUUCCAAUGAAGACGAUAGUAUGAAUCUUGGGGAUGGGGAUGUAGGCAAUGGCAACGCUAAAAUUCUUGAUCGUCCCGGUUUUAAGAAUUUUGGUCGUAUGGCAUCGGACAAAAUGGGAGAUCAUAAGAGUCCAUUGCGAAUUGAAAUUAAUAAUGAUCAUUAUAAGAAAUAAUUUCUUAUGUGUGUGGUUGUUUUAUCUUAUUUUGCCUAAGCAAUCUGUAAAUGGUAGGCAAUUUAUUUUUCGUGGUUGAAACGAAUAGAAAUCCUAAAGAUUUAGUUUAGCUAUAAAAUGACCUUAUUUAACAGUUGCAUUGUCCAACUUUUAAAUAAAUUAAUUAUUUGGUUUUAUCCAAUAUAUUUACUAUGUUUUGACAUUUGCAAAUCCUCCCUAUUGCGAUGUUUGUUUGUAUGAAGUAUGAGGAAUUGCGAAAAAUGAGGUGAAGAAAACUGAUGACAAAUCUUAGGUCAGUGUUUACCAAUUUUUGCCAAGCUGUUGUACCUCGGAAAUAGGAAUAAACGUAAACAUACUAGUGUA
Molecule: messenger RNA, 2533 nt
Organism: Dalotia coriaria
Lineage: Eukaryota; Metazoa; Arthropoda; Insecta; Coleoptera; Staphylinidae
Product: nuclear cap-binding protein subunit 3-like
Exons: 2
Coding region: 203-2170 (655 amino acids)
Cellular component (GO): nucleus
Molecular function (GO): RNA 7-methylguanosine cap binding; mRNA binding
Source: RefSeq, a predicted model, not a curated record